AUGCAAUUCAAGAACAUCAUCCUGGCUGCGGCCCUGACACUGGGUACUUCCUUAUUUGCUGUUACGAGCGCCUCUGGCCUCGCCAUUGGCCUGCAAAACAAUAUAGCCGGGCUUGAUAUCGGCCAGAAGCAGACCACUCUGCUCUUGAACCACCUCAACCAUCACACGGGUGCUGUCACUGCCGACGAUGUUAUUUCCUCCUACAACGCGACUGCCAACACCGAGGCCAAGGAUUUGGAAAUGAUGGACAUGAUGCAGAUCGACGAGGUACCAGUUGAUUGUGUUCAAAUGGUUCUUUGUCAGGCCUUCCACGGGUUUGCUCUGAGCAGUAUCGAGGCGAAUAACGCCUUUGUUGACAACGUUGUCUCCUUCAACAAGGCCCAGCGCAAGACCCUGCGCGAAAUUAUCGCUAAGAACAAGGACAACGUUGCUGCUUUCCUCGACCGCGUCGCGAGUAGGGCGCUGCCCUUUUGCGUCUCCACUAUUAAGAUUGACAACUCCGCUAUUUACGCCUCCCUUGACAAGGCCACCCAGGCUCUUGAUCCCGAGGAGACUUUUGAGUUCCCAACGGCCAACGUUUGA
Messenger RNA from Penicillium daleae, 582 nucleotides. RefSeq lists its product as uncharacterized. Lineage: Eukaryota; Fungi; Ascomycota; Eurotiomycetes; Eurotiales; Aspergillaceae. The record is from RefSeq and is a predicted model, not a curated record. Bases 1 to 582 code for a protein of 193 amino acids. The transcript is spliced from 4 exons.